AUGGCUGCCCGUGACGAGAGUAAAGACGGUGAUGACAGCAUCCUGGAGCCGUUGUGUUUUCCAGAGCAGUCAGCUGAUGAUGAGUCCAGUGCUCCCAGUGCUCCCAGUCUGCAGCAGCGUCCCAGCACGGAGCUGCUGGUGUGUCUGUUCUGUUCUGAGUUUGAGCAGAAAGACGUUCUCCUCAAACAUCUGCUGCUGCAGCACAAGCUCGUCAUCGCCGACGUCAAACUCAUCGCAGACCUGCCAAAGUACAUGCUCUACUGGAAAGGCAGAUUCUUGGAGCAGCCCGUCACAGAUUUCUGCAGCGUCAUCAAGACGAACUCCACCGGCCCCGUCGAGAAACAGGAGGACUACUUCCUGCUGUGUGACGUUCUUCCAGAAGACCGAAUCCUCCGAGAGAAUCUGCAGCAGAAACGACUGGAGGAAGUGUUGGAGCAGCAGCAGAAGGAGAGAGACGACAGCAGCUUCCAUCGUGUCUGCAUGUUCUGCAGCGACGAAUUCUCUGGAAACAGGUCGUCUCUGUUGAACCACAUGGCCAGAGAACAUUCCUUCAGCAUCGGGCUGCCGGACAACAUCGUCUACUGCGACGACUUCCUCAACACUCUGCAGUGCAAACUGGACAAUCUGCAGUGUUUGUACUGUGAGAAAACCUUCAGAGAUAAAACCACGCUGAAGGAUCACAUGAGGAAGAAAGCUCACCGCCGCAUCAACGCCAACAACCACGAAUACGACCGAUUCUACAUCAUCAACUAUCUGGAGCUGGGGAAGACCUGGGAGGAAGUGCAGAGCGAAGACGACAGAGAGCUGGUGGAUGAAGAGGACGAUGAUUGGUCGGACUGGCAGGCUCAUCCCGUCUCUGCUGUGUGUCUGUUCUGUGAUCAUCAGUCUGAGACCAUGGAGCAGAUCUACACACACAUGAAGGAAACUCAUGACUUUGAUCUCCAUAAGUUGAGGAUUGAACUCAAUCUCAGGUUCUACCAGCAGGUCAAACUGGUGAACUACAUCCGGCGUCAGAUCCAUCAGAGCCGUUGCUACGGCUGCCAGGAGAAGUUCGACUCCAGAGCCGACGUCCUGCGUCACAUCGUGGCCGAGGGUCACGCCAUGAAGCUGCCGGACAUUUCAACCUGGGACCAACCGCAAUAUUACUUUCCUACGUACGAGAACGACGCCCUCCUGUGCACGCUGUCCGACAGCGACGACGACGACCAUAGCAACAAGCCGAAUCACGGAGAGGAGAUCCCGGUGAUCGCUGAGGACAUCUCUAAUCUCAGAGCGCUCAAACAGACGAGCGUCCUCAACCAGCUGCUGAAGAACAGAGGAUCCUGCAGCUGAGACACAGUGAGGACUUCUGGACAAUAAACCUCGGAGCACUUAUGGACAGGAGCACUGUGAAAAACUCAUUCAUGCAGCCUGAGCGUGCACUUUAAGACUCACUUACAUCUUUCCCUCCUAAUCUGUCAUCUGUCCAUCAAAGGCUUAAAAUCCCCCCGAAAAUCUACAUAUGUACAAAAACAGCACUAAGUCCCUGAGCUGUGACACAUCACACACAAGAUUUAACCUUCCUGUCGUCCUCCCGGGUCAAAUUGACCCCGUCUGUUUGGACUGUUCCUUCUUUCCUUCCGUCUGUCCUUCCUCCCUCUCUCCUUUCUCCCUCCCUACUUCCUUCUUUCCUCUGUCCUUCUUUUCCUUUCUCUCUCCCUCCCUCCUUCCUUCUUUC
This is a messenger RNA of Scomber scombrus (Atlantic mackerel), 1717 nucleotides long. RefSeq names its product zinc finger protein 277 (gene znf277). Lineage: Eukaryota; Metazoa; Chordata; Actinopteri; Scombriformes; Scombridae. The transcript has 12 exons. The record is from RefSeq and is a predicted model, not a curated record. Bases 1 to 1332 code for a protein of 443 amino acids.